Messenger RNA from Rosa rugosa (rugosa rose), 656 nucleotides. Its product is annotated as non-specific lipid-transfer protein 2-like. Bases 87 to 377 code for a protein of 96 amino acids. Lineage: Eukaryota; Viridiplantae; Streptophyta; Magnoliopsida; Rosales; Rosaceae. Gene Ontology annotation, biological process: lipid transport. The record is from RefSeq and is a predicted model, not a curated record. The transcript has a single exon.
GCAAACGCAUCACUCAGCACACUCACUACCCACUUAACACUAUCUCAUUCUCUCUUUCUUUGAGGUUUGACAUUGUAACACUGAAAAUGAAGGCAUCAUAUGUCGCAAUUGCAUUAUGCACUGUGGUUGUGGUGAUGCUGGCCACAGCAGAGGUGUCCAUGGCAGCUGUGACUUGCAGCCCAGUAGAGCUGAGCUCCUGUGCAAGUGCAAUAAGCUCUAAUACUCCACCAUCAAAUCUAUGCUGCACCAAAAUCAAGGAGCAGAAGCCUUGUCUCUGCCAGUACCUCAACAACCCCAACCUCAAGAAAUUCGUUAACACCCCGAAUGCUCGGAGAGUUGCUAGGACUUGUGGCACUCCCUUCCCCAGGUGCAGCUAGAGCCUGAGAUAUAUAUAAUUUAUCUCUGUGUCAUAUACAUGGAUAAUGCUUCAUUAGUACCAUGGAUAGGGAUUACAGAGAGUUUAUUAAUUUGCUUAUAUUAAUAUGUGCUAUGCUACGUACUUAAGUUUUAAUAGCUAUUAGUUCUUAUAUAAGGUGGUUCUUGUUGGAUGUCAGCAUUUUCAGUCUCCUGGUGUUGUGGUCUAUCAUGAGUAGUAUGUAUGGUUGUCAUUUGUAAAGUGUUAUUUCUAUAUAAUGAAAAUCCAGAGUAUUGCUGAA